CGGAGCACCAGCUUUCGCCUCUUCCUGUGCCGAUCCUCGUGCGUCAAUCUGUUUACAGCGGCUAAUCUAAACAAGCUAGCUCCCUGUGGGAAACACCGUCCUUACAUCGCGUUUCCCACGUUCACUUCCCAUGUGUCUCCGCUGACAUGCUCCUGUUCUGUCCAACCUGUGGGAACGUGUUGAUCGUGGAGGAAGGACAGAAAUGCAUGAGGUUCGCCUGUAACACUUGUCCCUACGUGCACAACAUCACGAGAAAGGUGAAUUACAGGAAGUUUCCCAAGUUGAAGGAGGUGGAUGAUGUCCUCGGUGGAGCUAAAGCCUGGGAAAAUGUCGACUCAACUCCUGAAACUUGUCCCAAGUGUGGUCAUCUUCGGGCGUAUUUCAUGCAGAUUCAGACCAGAUCAGCAGAUGAACCCAUGACAACUUUCUACAAGUGCUGCAAUAUCCAGUGUGGACAUCUAUGGAGAGACUGACACUUUUGCACUUUGAACACUUUCAUGAAGAGGCAUAGAUUACUCAUUUUUGGGCCUUUAUUUAUCAGCAACAGGCUCUUGCAGAGAUCUCUUGAAUUAUUUCAUUUCUUUCUGUUGUUUCUAUUCUGUGUAUAGCAACAGCUAAAGGACCAUUAAAAUAAGUUUCAAUGGAAAAUCA
Messenger RNA from Hippoglossus stenolepis (Pacific halibut), 651 nucleotides. It is a transcript of the gene polr3k, whose product is annotated as polymerase (RNA) III (DNA directed) polypeptide K. Gene Ontology annotation, biological process: DNA-templated transcription; termination of RNA polymerase III transcription. Gene Ontology annotation, cellular component: RNA polymerase III complex. NCBI's taxonomy places the organism in Eukaryota, Metazoa, Chordata, Actinopteri, Pleuronectiformes, Pleuronectidae. Gene Ontology annotation, molecular function: DNA-directed RNA polymerase activity; zinc ion binding; nucleic acid binding. The transcript has 3 exons. The record is from RefSeq and is a predicted model, not a curated record. Bases 147 to 473 code for a protein of 108 amino acids.